Galleria mellonella (greater wax moth) is the source of this 742-nucleotide messenger RNA. Its product is annotated as nuclear protein 1. Lineage: Eukaryota; Metazoa; Arthropoda; Insecta; Lepidoptera; Pyralidae. Gene Ontology annotation, cellular component: nucleus. The record is from RefSeq and is a predicted model, not a curated record. The transcript has a single exon. Gene Ontology annotation, biological process: regulation of transcription by RNA polymerase II; negative regulation of cell cycle; negative regulation of cell population proliferation. The coding region runs from base 99 to 302 and encodes 67 amino acids.
ACGUCGCCGCGAACAAAUCAUAAAAUCAAACCGCUAGUAACGUUGUCACUGCGACAAACUCUUGUGUUUUUAUUUAUAAAUCUAAAUUCAUCGUAACAAUGUCCGAGACUUUCUUCGACGAGUACGAUUACUACAAUUUCGACCAUGACAAACACAUCUUCUCUGGACACAGCGGCAAACAGCGCACGAAGAAGGAGGUAAGCGAACACACAAACCACUUCGAUCCGUCUGGCCAUUCCAGAAAGAUCGUCACUAAAAUGGUGAACACGCAGAAUAAUAAGAAAGCAAGCAACAAGAAUUAGAUAAGUAUGCAAAAUAAUAAGACAAUGGCUUGUGUACGGACAUACGAUUUGCCGAGCGAAAGGAGGUCGUUGUGGCAGAUGCCCGAGAAAUUUGGGCCGCUGCUUCUCAGAGAUCAAUGGAACAUCCAAUGCGGUUCCUGCUGAUGCAGAGAUUCCACUCCGCAUACUAUAGCCACAGGAAGCAAGACCGAGGCCACGCAGAAUUGAACCGGGAAGUGAUUGCGAAACUAUGAGUGCACACCAGUGAAUUCUAUUUUGGACAUAACAUCGUUCCAUGCGACUGAUCUCAUCUCAAACUGGGCUUGUUGUAAAGCUCAAAUUUGCUGUGUUAUUAAUUCCUAGUUAGAUUAUUAUACGUUAAUUUUGUAUCUUUCACGGGGUACACAAAGGACUGUAAUAAUAAUUUAAGGCAAUAAAUAUACUUAGUAACUAUUUAAUAA